CUCACGAACCAUCAAGAAGCCGAACAACAACAGCCAUGCAUUUCUUCAAGUCGUCCACCUCUGCCUCCAAGAAGAACCAGACCUCAUCUGCUACUACUACGCCUGCACAGACUCCCCGCAACUCGGUGCACGAGACCCGCUCAAGAAUGAUGACCCAAGACGAGGCCCUCGAGAUGAUUCUCUCCAAGAGCAUGGCCAAUGCCGCUUCCGGCCCCUUUUUCAACAAGAACAAGUCUGCUUCCGCUGCUUCUUCCCCUGCCGCUACUCCCCGUACCUCUAUGCAAGGACAUCGUGCUUCUCAGGACAAGCUCUCUCAGCAAAAGGCUCUUGAGAUACUGAUGAACCAGUCAAUGCCUAAUGCUGCUUCCGGUCCUUUUGUUCGUUAAAAAAAAUUAAUUGGCAAGAUUCAAGGCCUCAACGAGCUAUAAUAGCUUCCAUCGUUCAUACCCAUUUGCAUCCAUGACACUUUCCUUGUAUAGUAUUGCACUAGUCCUCUACCAAACAUUAAUAAAAUCACUUAAUUAAACCU
Messenger RNA from Lobosporangium transversale, 529 nucleotides. RefSeq lists its product as hypothetical. The coding region runs from base 36 to 386 and encodes 116 amino acids. The record is from RefSeq and is a predicted model, not a curated record. The transcript is spliced from 2 exons. Lineage: Eukaryota; Fungi; Mortierellomycota; Mortierellomycetes; Mortierellales; Mortierellaceae.